ACGCACGGAUCAUGAUGCAUCAGCAUUACAUCCAAGACAACCAUCGAGGCCCUCCGUUCGACAGACAUCAAGCGAUGCAAGCAGCCAGGCAUCUACUUCACGUCCUACGACUACGGCGAAACCUCCUCCAACAAAGAAGAAACAGUCGCUUUACGAUAUGUUGCGCGCCGAAAACUUUACAGAUCCCUUAUUAGGGUAUCGGCAUGCGCAACGUAAACCCAAUUAA
This is a messenger RNA of Paraglomus occultum, 226 nucleotides long. NCBI's taxonomy places the organism in Eukaryota, Fungi, Glomeromycota, Glomeromycetes, Paraglomerales, Paraglomeraceae. The record is from the annotation of a GenBank genome assembly.